Molecule: messenger RNA, 3194 nt
Organism: Culicoides brevitarsis
Lineage: Eukaryota; Metazoa; Arthropoda; Insecta; Diptera; Ceratopogonidae
Gene: tipE
Product: protein tipE
Exons: 6
Coding region: 635-1873 (412 amino acids)
Biological process (GO): regulation of sodium ion transport
Cellular component (GO): plasma membrane
Molecular function (GO): sodium channel regulator activity
Source: RefSeq, a predicted model, not a curated record
GAAAUCUGAUGAACAUAACCCAGUCUUUUUAUAUGGAUACUUUUCUGCAUAUACUCUAGGAUUUUUAUGACAAGCUUUAUCACAACAUGGACAAUACCAAUAGCUCAAAACAGCAAUGGAUACAGCAAAAAGAACAUUAGCAUUAGAAAUCGAGAUCCACACACGUAAUCGUUUACAACAUUGGUUUGCAGACAAAGCAUUACAUUAAUUUUAAAAUUAAUGGAUUUAUUAUUUUACAAAAGAUAGAUACGUCAGACUUCUGAAGGUGAGCUUGCCUAAAAACCUGUAUUUUAUCGCAAGUCUUUUUAAAUAUUAAAAUAAAUAAAAAAAAAAUGAGUCAAAAAAGCAAUCUUUGUUAAAUUUUAGCUCAAUCGUCAUUUUUGUAAUCGUUUCAAUUUUUUUUGCGCUGCAAUAUCGCAAAGUUUGUUUUAUCUUAGUUGUAAUCGCUUACGUGAUGGAUCUCAAAGAGCCAUAGCACUAAUGCCUCCAGCGUCGUUUGUUCCAUUUGGUCCAUCAUUAGGGUAACCGAAACAUUACUUCCUGGCUAACCAUUAAUAAAAUAUGCGUAUUUUUGCUUUAUAUACAAACUUACAAAGUAUCAAAAAAGAGGAUAAAGAGUGCUUAAACACCUGAAAUGGAGGUUGAGGAAGAUACUCGCACUUUUAAAGAAAAAGCUUUGUUUUAUACGACUGCUUUUUUUAUCUUACUCGGUACAUUUAGCUUGUUUGGAUUUUUGUUUUUGGUACCAUUUGUCAUUGAACCAGCUUUUACGACAAUUUUUAUGCAAUUCGACGAGAAUCCAGCACUUUGCGUAACGAUCGAUAGGUUGGAUCUAUUUUCCGCAUCAAAUUGUAGUUGGGCAUCUUGUCGUGAAGGAUGUACUCGAGAUAUAUUUAAGUGUACACAAAUACGGGUCAGUUAUAAGCUUGGUGUCAAUAUAACAAAUACAAAUAUUAAUAACUCUAUGCCACGUAGAGAAGCAUUACUUGCUAAUAAUGAUUUUACUAGCAAUUAUUUCCGAAUACCUAAGAGUUUCUCAACGUCCUCUAAUUCCAAUUAUAGAGUAGAACGCGCCAUACGGGAGUACGAUGAUAGUUACAUCAAUUUAGAUACAAGUAGGGGCUUGGUUUUUGAAGGUGACAAUUUAGUUGAAUAUAGUGAUGGUACUGGUCUACAAGGAAAUGAUUCAGAAUGGUUUUUUAUUGGUGCUAGAAUCUUUCCAAAUGUAAAAGGUUGUGGUUACCCGCCUUUUCUAAACUGCACAAUUUGGAAUAAAAAACAUCAAGAUAUUGGAACUAAUUUUACAUGUUAUUAUUCUAAAGUGGAUCCCAGCAUAGUAAUUACAGAUUUGAAUUUAAAAACUAACAAAAUUAAAUUGAUAUUAGCAAUGGCUAUACCGAUACCAUCUUUUAUUAUAUCUGUAAUAUAUUUAGCAAUUGCAUAUUUUGUCAUUUAUAAUGAAGAUAGUGAAGAUGCACCGCUAGAUAAAAACGCCGAAGAAAUUGCUGAAGAUGAUGACAUAGAAAUUGAUAAUGAAGAGGAUGUAAAUACAGGAGAAGCAGACGACAAUGCAAUCGUUGAUGGAGCUACAACAGAUGAAAAUUGCUGUAUAUCAACUAGUUUAGAUGCAAUAGACAUUAAUUUAGUAAAUGGUGGUACAUUGUUAACAAAAAACUCAAAAUCUCUAACACCUAAUUCAGUUACGGACAUCAAUUCAUUUGGUCAUCAACUUAAAGUAAGAAUGGUUGAUGAGUUAUCGCGAGAUAGUCUAGAUACAGGUGCUUUGUCAAACUCAGUUUCGAAUCCAGGAACCUUGAGCAAAACAAUGACAACAUCUAUAUCAACUCCUCCAGGACCAAUAGCAGCCGUAUAAAAUGUAUUUUUCAAUUUAUAAAGUUAAUGUAAAAAUAUUAUAAUCAAUUUAGCCUUUUUUAAAAUUAAUAAAAAAAGAGAAAAAAAAACUGUUAAUUUAAAUUAAUAAAUAAAAUAAAACCUCACGAGGCACAUCGCUCAUAAAAAAUUCAAAUAUCAAAGUUUCAUUUAAAUAAAAGUAAUUCAAAUCUUAAUGAAAAAUUUCAUUUUUCGCUACAAAAAAAAAAAAAAAAAAAAAUAUAAAAUUUUUAUCUAAACUACAAAACUAAAGGUUCUUUUUUAAAACGAUAUUACAGACGUGAAUACAACAAACUAUACAAAUAAUUUUUAAAAUUUUUUUUUCAUCAAAACGGAAAUGAAAAAAUAUUAAAAACUUUACUAUGUUUUCCUUAAGAACUUCAAUAUUUUUACCUGUAUCUUUUAAAUUUAUUUAUUAAAUAAUGUUGAAUCAUUUUCUAUGAAAUUGUUAUUAAAUUAGUAUUUUGACUUACUUCUUUUCCAAGAAUAUCAUGAAAGUGUGUCCUGUCUGAAUUAGAGAGUUAACAGUAGAUAGUAAUCCACACAGAAUUGCGGGAGUUACCUACGUAGUUAAAAUUAUUAGAGAUAACUACAAUAAUUAGCGUUUUAUAGUAGUUUAAACUCUAGUUUAGACAGAGCAUAAACUAAUAUAUAAUUUUUUAAUUGUUGAUAUUUUUUGUAAAAAAAUCUUCAUAAUUUUUCACUAAAAAUUAUUAUCUAUAAUUAGUCAAAUAUAAAAAGCUUCAAGACUUUUAAAAAAUUACAACUACAUAAUGAUUUUAGAAACACAAAAAAAUAAUAUCUGAAAAAACAAGUCAUUAAAUAAAAAAAAAAUUGAAACAACUUAAUAGAUUCAUUCAACAAAAAAAAAAUCUUAUGAUCAUGUUUGAUAAAAUGAUAAGGGUUGAAGCACGAUACAAUAUGUUUAUGUUAUAAGGGUGUCAAAAAAUAUUGUAUCAUGCAAAUACUUAACUUGCAUAAGCUCAAAAAACGUGGGAUAUUGUGAAUAAGUUAUUAAUUAUUUAAUGUUGCUGCCUUUUUUGAUACCAAAUAAAUCUUAAAAUUAUUUAUAUUCUGGUUCAUUAAAAAUUAUUUGUGUUCCAUUCUCUUAUUUAUCAUUGCUCAUUCAUGAUUAAAAUUUAAUUGAAAAAAAUAUUAAUAAUAUUUAUUAUAUUAAACAAAACAAUAAACAAAACAAAAUAUAAAUUAAUAUUGAUAAAAAUACUUGCUUUCGCUUUAGGGUUUUUUCAACUAUAGAUCUAUUUUUUGUAUUCAAACAUGAAUGUACUAAAAAUUAUAACAAU